UUAACAAUUAAUGAAACAACUGGAACAGCAUCUGAAUAAAUACUUAGCACAAAACAUGAAUUAUGACUGUUAUUUACGUAUGUAGUGCUGCAAUGCAUGCUAGGAGGCAUGUGUUGCCUAUUAACCCAAAUAAAUAAACAAUUAAGCCACAUCCAGAUUGGAUUGUCUAAUGGCAGUCUUAUGGCGCCACUGCUAAAUAAAGUGUAACCAAAUACCAUAAUUACCAAUUAAUGAAACAACUGGAACAGUAACUGAAUAAAUAAUUAGCACAGGACAUGAAAUUUGAUUUUUACAUCUGUAGCGCUGCAAUGCAUGCUAGGAGGCAUGUUGGACAACAACAAUGUUGAAGGCAGGUGCCAGAAGAGGUUGACUGUCUUCCCCAAGGGAGCAGUGAUGGCCAAAUGAAGCCUCUUGAGGAAAUAAAGCUUUGCAGCCAAUUGGUUCAACGCUUCAUGGUGGUUUUUGGUCUGAUGACUGUCGUAUGAUGCCGCUGUCAAAUAAAGCGUUACCGGUUAAUAUCUUUUGGUGUAAAUAUCUCAUAAUACAGUGAGGACAGCUGAGGCCUAUUGUCCAUUGGGGCUUAUCUAUGAACAAAUGCCGUUUUCAUGUGACAUUUGGUGGAUGGUAGUAUCGGGUAGAGAAAAUGGAUUGAGGGAUAAGAGAACAUAAGUUCAUUGCGGAAUAAGAGAGCCAAUACCAGGGGCGCUGGAUGUCACUCACAGCAGGGGGUGCUAAGGAGUUCUUUUAGUUUUUCCCAUCCCAAAACAGCCAUUUUGGUCCACAUUUGUCAUGCUCGCGCGUUUUCUCCAUACAAGGCGUGCCCAAUGGCAAUUUCGCUGUUUUUGUAAGGGAAAAAAUUGCUAAUUCGUUUUUGUGCCAUGUUAACGCCUCCUCUGUCAACAGUUUACUUUUCCGUUCCAAUAGCGCCUUAUUCAACGUGACCCGGUAACAAGCAAGGUGUCAAAUGGUGGUAUUAACAAAAAAAAAAAACUCUUGCAAUACUUAUAUGUAAUCCUCAAAGUUAAAUAUGCUAUUGUUUCAAUGUUUUAUUAAUUUAUUUUCAACAACAAAAAAAGAACGUACCGAAACACGUUUUUUCCCCCUCUUCAACACCAGGGGGUGCCGCAGAACCCUCUGCAACCCACUAAGUGCCGGCCAACAAACGCCUUCAAAGAGAAUGUAGAAGCCUUAUGCCUUUGUACAAGGGCUGGUCACAGCGUAGCACAGCCGUUAUGCUUAUUGACCAUUAGAUGUCUCCAAACCCAGAUGCUUGGGAUUUGUUAUAUGAGUAGACCAUUUCCUUUCAUGGUGCACAAAUUAAAUAAACAAUAAAUGAUCGAAAAAUAAUGAAUUAUAAACUCAUUACAUACCUCAUUCACUGUGCAGAAGCUGUGUGCCUUUGUUGUUAUUUUGAGCUAGAACCACUGUUUGAGUCAUAUGUGAUAUGGCAGUGGCUUAUUGGCACUUGCACUUGAUCCAAAAAAAUGAUGUUUACAUUAUUUUGAUUUCAACAAUAGAUAUAGUGGUGCAAUAUAGGCACUUUUUUCAUAACUACAAUUGAAGUCGUUCUUAUUUUUCACAGAGUGUUUAUUGGAAAACCUUGAAGUUGUACAUUUAUCAUUAUCAAAUUAUUUAGUGGGGCAUCACAAUACAAUAAGCCAUAAUAUGUAAAGUCCACGACCGUAUAUAUCGGUAUCGGUUUGAUAUCAGUAUCGGAUUUUGGGAGUUGGUUAGUUGGGAAUUAAAAAGUCAUUAUCGGACAACUCUACUUACACUUUGUGUGUGUGUGAAACGAUCUGCAGUUGGGCAUGGGCAUUAAAUUUGUUUGAAGUGGUGAUAUGGCAGUGCUUUAUUGGCAUUUUGCACUUGCACUUGAGCCAAAAAACUGAUGUUUGCACUACCAUAUUGGCCCGAAUAUAAGAUGGUGUUUUUUGCAUCGUAAUAAGACUGAAAAAGUGGGGGUCGUCUCAUAUUCGCGGUCUAGACAUAAUACCCAUUCACGACGCUAGAUUGCGCCAGAUAUCAUUGAAGUGAUGUUCUGUCAUGACAGAUCUCACCUAGUCUCAAGUUUAACCAUUUUGCAUUGUUUUAUUGCAGUUUUUCCUUAUUCAGAUUUGUUUCAAGACUACAGUUAUAGUCAGACUUCACUUUGAUGGUUAAUGCAGUUAUUGCAAUUUUGUUGUUUUAUCACAAUGGAUUGAUUUAUUUACAUUUGAAAAACCAGAAGCCACUCAUUUAUGAAUGUGAUUGCACUUUAGUUUACAUAUUAUUUACAUAUUAAUAAUUAAUUUGCAUAUCUCUCAAAUAUAUUGUUAUAAUCAUUUUUUUCAGAUGUAAUAAUUUUCUGUAUAAAAAUUAAUUUGGUGUUCAAAAAGUCUUUUUUCAAACUUGAGUCUUGAAAAAGAGGGGGUCGUCUUAUAAUCAGGGCCAAUACAGUAUUUUGAUUUCAACAAUAAAUAUAGUGGUGCAAUAUAGACACUGUUUCCGUAACUUUAGUUGAAGUUGUUGGCUUAUUUUUCACAGAAUAUUUAUUUGGAAAAUCUUGAAGUUGUUACAUUUAUCAUUAUUAAAGCAUCCAGUGGGGUAUCACAGUACAAUUAGCAACAACACGCUAAGUGCAUAUAUAACAGUAUCGGUUUGAUAUCGGUAUCAGAUUUUUGGAGUUGGACAAUAUCAGAAUAUCGGUUAAAAAGUUAUUAUCGGACAACCCUAGUUACCAUUUUAACGCUCCUGUCUGCCUCACCCGGGCAACCGUUUUCAGGCGCUAAUUUAAGCACGACCCGACGACAUUCCUCUUCGGCCAUUCCACCUUUCCAAGAAGCGGCGUCUAUUUUAGCAGCGCUCAGGAAAUAGAGGCGGUUAUCCGUGUCACGCCGCGGGAUUACCGGCGUAUUUCGGAGCCCUGCGCGGGCGGGGGGGAGAGGGAUUUGAGCGUGUGGUGUGGACGUGCUUUGCUGCAGCACGGUUAGCUUUGCUUUGUGUGUAGCGCAGAGCAGAGGGGAGGGGUUGAGUGAGCUGCAGGGACAAGAGAGAGAGAGCGAGGAAGAGCGUGAGGCAGGCUGAGGACGAGGGAUGUCAGACGCACGCGAGGUCGCUUCACCGCACAACGCCCGGAACAUUUUAGGAGUCAUUUAAUGAUCCUCUUCGGUGCUUUUUGGUCAGCAAUCAAAGCGAGGGAAAACACAGGGAGGGGCUUUUUGGGAUUACUUCAUCGCCGCCGGGAAAUGAAAGAUGCCAGAGCGCCCGGUGACACAGCUCCUGCCUGAUUGGCUACGCUCUACCUCCGAAGCCGCCCAAACCCGCCCCCGUCACUAACAACGUUCAGAACAACAGCAUGGCGCUGCAGGACGCCGAAUGGUACUGGGGAGACAUCUCCCGCGAGGAGGUCAACGAGAAGUUGCGGGACACGGCGGACGGUACUUUUCUGGUGCGCGACGCCUCCACCAAGAUGCACGGCGACUAUACGCUAACACUGAGGAAAGGCGGCAACAAUAAGCUCAUCAAGAUAUUCCACCGCGACGGCAAGUACGGCUUCUCAGACCCGCUCACUUUCAGCUCCGUGGUGGAGCUCAUCAACCACUACCGCAACGAGUCGUUGGCGCAGUACAACCCGAAGUUGGAUGUCAAGCUGCUCUACCCGGUCUCCAAGCACCAGCAGGAUCAAGUGGUGAAAGAGGACAACAUCGAAGCCGUGGGCAGGAAACUCUGCGAGUACCACCAACAGUACCAGGAGAAAAACAAGGAGUACGACCGUCUGUAUGAGGAGUACACCAGAACUUCUCAGGAAAUCCAAAUGAAGAGGACCGCCAUCGAGGCGUUCAACGAAACCAUCAAAAUCUUCGAGGAGCAGUGUCAAACGCAAGAGCGGUACAGCAAGGAGUACAUCGAGAAGUUCAGGAGGGAAGGCAACGAUAAGGAGAUCCAGAGGAUCAUGGGCAAUUACGAGAAGCUCAAGUCGAGGAUUAGCGAGAUCGUGGACAGCAAGAGCCGCCUGGAGGAGGACCUGAAGAAGCAGGCGGCCGACUACCGUGAGAUCGACAAGCGGAUGAACAGCAUCAAGCCAGAUCUCAUCCAGCUGCGCAAGACCAGAGACCAGUACCUCAUGUGGUUGACCCAAAAGGGCGUCCGGCAGAAGAAGCUCAACGAGUGGCUAGGAAUCAAGAACGACAACACCGAAGAUCAAUACUCUAUGGUGGACGACGACGAAGACCUGCCCCAUCACGACGAGCGCUCCUGGAAGCUUGGCAACAUCAACCGGUUGCAGGCCGAGGCCCUCCUCCAGGGCAAGCGAGACGGAACAUUCCUAGUGCGGGAGAGCAGCAAGGCCGGAUGCUACGCCUGCAGCGUCGUCGUGGACGGCGAGGUGAAGCACUGCGUCAUCAACAAGACGCCGUCGGGCUUCGGUUUUGCCGAGCCGUACAACCUUUACGGCUCCCUGAAGGAACUGGUCCUCCACUACCAGCACACCUCCCUGGUGCAGCACAACGACUCUCUGAAUGUGACGCUCGCGUACCCCGUCUACGCUCAGCAGAGACGGUGAGGCGACUCGGCGGGUCCCAGGUGCUAGAAAGGAGGGGAACCACCUAAAGACCGAAUGUACUUUUGAUCCUCUCUCAAGCGUUUGCGCCCCCCGCUGGCCAGUCGGACCCCUUGCCCGAGGUCACUUUUUCCUAAAACUCUCAAAAGAGCGGUGACGCAAACCUAACCUUUUUUUUUUUUGUGUGUGUGUGUGUUUGCGUAUGUGUGUGAGUGACUGCGUGAGGGCUGCCAGUUAUUGGGAUAGUCGACGUAAUCGUUGAUUAUUGUUGCGACGAGUUAACUAAUUGGAUCGUAUGUAAAUUCAUGUUUUUUUUUUUCUUGCCGUCAUUGUUUUUCAAAGCAAAAUCCUAUACAGGUAGUCCCCGAGUGAUCAAUAUGUAAAUUUUGUAGAUAAAAUUACACUAAUUUGCCUGACAAAAGUCCGCUAGCUUAAAUGCUACAAAUGCUAACGUAGUUACAAUUCUUAUAGCAAAUCGCUCACAUGUAACUCCACAAACUGUAGCUGUAAACUUAAUUACAAAUGCAUACACAAACAUAUAUUAGCUGAAACAACUUACAGCCUCAUGUGGGCCAAAUCAGAGCGCAGCUAUCUUUUAUCCAUGUCAGACGUGUUAGCUGCUCAGUCAUACAAGGCGACAGUCCAGCCGGACCCAACACUGCCACCAGAGGGCAGUGCAUCCUCUAUUAUUAAACAAAAUACAAUACUUUUGGACUUCUUGGGGUCGUUAAAGGGUUCAGUUCGACUUAUGCGGAAAUUCAGUUUACAUCGCCAGCGUAGGAACGGGACUCGUUCGUAACCUGGGGACUACCUGAAUAGUAAAUACAACAUUUUAUUUUUUUAAGUUUAAUUUUCAUAUUUUAAAAUUGAAUGGAAUUAAGAAUCUCUUUUUUGCAGAUAUUUGGAAAUAUACUGUAAAAAAUAAGUUGUUUUUUUUUAACUUUUUUUUUUUUUUCAUUCAUUCUUGCCAUUCUUACAAACUAAAUUAAAAUUAAAAUACUGAUUAAUUUUGUUUUCUUUAACUUGACUAAAAGAGAAGAAAUUGUUUCUUUUGUCUUAUUUUACAUAUAUCAAAAAUUAUCUAAGUACAAAUUAGACUGAAUAUUUUCCCCCCCCAUUUUUGUUUUUUUUUUUAUAAAACAAAAGCAAAUAUUUGCAAAUAUACUGCAAAAAUCUGCAUUUUUACAGAUUUUUCCCCCCUUUUUUUUAGCUUAUCUCUACUAAUAUUUUUCAAGUAAAAUUCAAAUGGAUUUUUCUCCUUUUGCUUUUUUAUAAUUGAAAUAGUCAUAUAAUAAACCCAAUUCACACCCAGUUCCUAAGAAAAUAUCAAAUACUUUUGAGUUCAUCACAGGUAGACGUCCCUGCCAACCCUCCUACUUCAAACAAAUUGGACAUCUACCACUAUCAAUGACCUCAAAUUACUUCAAAAGCCUAAAAAAAACAUCAUUUAUACAAUUUUCAACCCCACAUUGUCUCAAAAUGAUGAACCAAUUAUCAAAUAAUAGUUCUCUACUAAUUGGAUUCAAUGUGGCAGCCCUAGACGUGUGAAAGGAAAGUGAGGAAAAAUUGUCCACGAGACCAAAACGAGUGUUAUGUGUGUGUGCGUGUGUGUAUACUCACUGGUAUGAACUGUCAAAUAAGCAGACGUGGAUCAGCUGAUCAAUGUAGCAUAAUGGCACUUUUUAAAGCCUUUUUUUUUUUUUUUUUGGUUCCUUUUGGACGAGUCCUAUGGACUUUUCGCAGGAGGCAGCGGAACAAUGAACCAAGUGCACCAAAGCGGACAAAAAAGAAAACCAACUAAAAAAAAAACAAAUGAAAACAAAACCAACAAAAAAAAAAAGUUCCAUUUGAGUUGAUUUUUGUUUAAUUUUCUGAUAUGCUAUGCAAUUCAGGGUUUCCCACAGAAAACUUGCAAAGCCUGGUGGCACACAAAGCCCUACAGUGUUUCUUAGAUCUAGUCAAAUCAUUAUCAAAAUUUGAGCGUUAAAGACUAGUUAACAGAUUAAUACGUCAGAUUAUUGCACUUAUUUCAAGUAAAUAUUGCUGUUUGUUCUUAUUAAGUCCAUGCAUCUAAAAGUUGGUCAUUUUUCACUCAAAUCAAGAAAAAUGCGCUUUCAAAUAAUGUUUUGAAGAAUAUCUUAUCUAUCGUCUAUCGUUUAUUUUCAAUGGGAAUUUUUUUCCCCCCAAAUCAACAGAAUAUGAUCAAAUAUCAAUAGGACGUGUCCCCCAAACUUCCCCAUUUCCAUUUACGCUUAUGAAGAGUGCCGCCAUUGACGGCCAUGGACGUCCAAAUUUCCCAUUUAUUUCUAAUGGCAUUUUAUCAUGUUUUUUCAUUUUAUUGAUGACAAUGUACUUCGAUUCCGUUGACAUCUAUGUAAGUUGAUACCAUUGACGUCCAUGGAUGUCCAAAUUUUUUCCCAUUCAUUUUCAAUGGCAAAAAAACAGUGUCCCCAAAUCAACAGGAAAUGACUAGAUAUCAAUAGGACGUGUACCCCAAAUGUCCCCGAUUGCAUUGACGCUUAUGGAGGGUGCUGCCAUUCACGAACAUGGACGUCCAAUUUUCCCAAUCAGUUUUAAUGGCUUUUACUUUUUUUAAUGCCAUUGACAAGCAUUAUUGUCCAUUCUAUUGAUAGACCUGAGUGGGGCGAAGAUCUGUAUCUCCACAGAGGAAAGACCCAGGUGUAAUUUCUCCCGAAAUUGCAGUUUCUAGUUGACUUACACUGAAAACAAGGGAAUUUAACUUUUUAACCCCUUCAGACCUGAGCAUGCUGCUGAAGGACAUGAUGCGUUCACGUCUCUAAACCAAUAAAUCCGUGUUGUUUUUGGCAGCCAUUUUAACGGAUCUGCGUCAUAUUUUAGUCAUUUCAAAAUGUGUUUUCGUCUAGUUUUAGUCGACGUUAACGCUGUAAAAUCUGAAAGUUUCCCUCCAUAAAAAAGUAAGAAAAUUAAGAAAAGUUAUAUCCGCCUGGAUGCCACAAACUGUAUGUAAAAAAAAUUUUUUUUUUAAAAAGUCUGAGAGUUUAGGAGGAAGCUCGUUGUUAACAAUAGCCUAAUGCUAACUUGAACGUGAAUGCUGUGCUAAUGCUACAAGUUACAUUUAGCACUCAGCAAAUACCUUUAUAGGCUAAAACAACACUGCAUUCUGAAGCUAAUGCUAACGCAGAUGCACGCUAACGCUAGGAGUUACAUUUAGCGUCUGAUUAUCACUCAGCACAGACCCUUAAAGACUAAAGCAACAUAUUCUCUCUUGCCACGAUAAGAAAACAAAUCUUAUCGUGUUUCCAAACAAGCAAUAUGGAGCGCAGCCUAGCUUGAGAUACAUCCUAAACUCCAGUGAGGAGGCAACACAUCUCACAUGAGUGACACGACCCAAACACUGCCACGAUGCAAGCUGACGUACUCCACGUACAAUAUGAAAACGUCACGCAUUGUGAAGCUAUGACAGAAACGUUUUCGUCUCAAUGAAAACUAGCAUUUGUCUCGUGACGUUUUAGUCUCCCAAGCCACGUUUUUAGCCCGUCAUAAUGAUGAAAAAAUUGUUCGUCGACGAAAUAUUUUCGUUAUCAACAUUGUUGACGAAAACAACACAGCUGGAAGUAAAAAAAUUUGCAUCAGGACAUGGUGCUGUGCUAGCUAGCUAGCACGCACAUGUUGCUCACAUAGCAUCAAGAGAAUAGCACGCUAGCAGAAAUCUACAACUCAUUCUGGGUGUGAUGUCAUCAUCAGUUUGUAGAUUAAGUCACUCACCGUAGUAUUUCAGAGCACCUUUAAAUGUAGAGUCUUACAAAAAUAGCAGACAGAUUUGUUCACAUAUCAACCUUUAGAUGUCGCCAUUGUGCUUUCAAACAUUUGACCAAAUACUGUUCCAAAAUCUAGCUUUUAUACAAAAACCAGGCGAAGGAAAAACUCUGACAGCCCGCCGGGCUUCUAAAGCACUGUGGGAAACCCUGCAAUUUGUUUGUUCUCACUCUGUUGCAAACCGCGAUAUAAGCUUGUGUAAAUAUCCACAAGGGUAUUUUUACCUACAAAUGCCGCCGACCUACCGUCAACGUAUGAUUUUGUUGUUGUUGUUGUUGUUGUUUUUUUAAAAAUAAUAAUAAUAGUCAGACUUUACUAUGAAAGACUGUAACGACGGUAAAAGAUAUUUUAUUAUUCCUGCGUUGCUUCAAACCGCUCCCCCCACCCCGUUCUCAGGCGGAACCUUCAGAAUGGUCCAGGCUGCUUCGCCAACACCGCAGUAUAGAUUUAUUUUCAUAGAAAUAUAUACGCAUAGAAAUAUAUAUACGUUCCCCCAACGUGAGAGACUGUUUUAAGAUUAACAUCCAUGAUUCACUGAAAUAUUUUUCUGUAUCAGAAAAUGAAAUGUGUACACCAGGUGCUUUCGUUCAUUUCAUCCAUCCGCCCGAUUUCACGCCGAUAUUAUUAACCCCUUCGGGGACAUCUGUUCGAAAGUUAGCGUUAGCUUAACUUGUUCACUGCCAGCCCCAGAUUGCGGAGUAUGUGCUGUGGUAGUUAUUUAAAAAAAAAAUUUUUUUAAGAAGGGAAAUUGAUAUUGAACUCGCUUGAUUGCUUUCUUGCCCAUGCCAGUUAAAGUCUAACUAAGCUAUGUUUGAUCAGAUAAUUAAAGGCGGGCCACACUUAUUUGAAUUUAUCUUCUCCCCCCCCCCCCAAUUUAUUAAAAUUGGUUGUUUUUUUAAAAUUAAUUUUUAAAAAAAUUUUAUUUCAUAAAUUAAAGAAUAUACUUUAAUUUUAUGAUGUAUGUAUAUUUUAUUAUCUGAAUUAUUAUUAUUUUUUAAUUAAUAUUAUUAUUAUAAUUAAGCAAAAUUAAUCAAAAAUUAAUUUUAUUUUUUCUAAUUGCAAUUUAUACAAGAUUUUUUUUCUGAAAUGGAUCCUUCAAUACAUUUUCACUAAGAUUAUAUUUUUUAAUUGCCCAUUGCAAAAUGUUAUUUUAAAAUUUGAGUUAAAAAAAAUAAUAAUAAUUUUCUUUUUGAAGUUUUUCCCCCCAAAUUGAUCUUUUGAUUAAUUUAUUUGAAAUUAUAUUUUUUAAUUGCCCAUUGAAAAAUUUUAUUUUAAAAUUUGAUUUUUUUUUUUAAUUUUUAAAAAUUUUCUUUAGGAAGUUUUUCCCCCAAAAUUGAUCUUUUGAUUAAUUUAUUUGAAAUGAUUAAAUAAAAAAAUUAAAAAACAUUGUACAGCCCAUCAAAUGCAUGUCAAACGGGGACCGCAAAAUGUUGUCCCGUGGACUACAAUUGGCCCUUGAGCCGAAGGUUUGAGAACCCUCUGUAAUAUGAAUGCAAAAAAAUCUGCGACUGGCAGUGAAUGAGUUAACAUUGACGGCGAUGGACAUCCAAUCCGUUGAUCUUCACGACACGGGACACGCAAAUUUCACAAAACGAAUUUAGGCUCCUAAGUGUGCCAUGUGACUUUUUUGUUUUGACUUUUUCAUCGAGCUGCUGAUGUAUGAUGAUUUUUGAAAUAUCGUUUCCUCAGUAUCAAGCACCGUUUUUUUGUUGUUGUUGUCGUUGUUUUGUUUUUUUGACUUUGUACGACGACGGGAAAUUUCCCGCUCGCUUUCGGUUAAUUGGUUUAACAGUGUUGCUUUCAAAAAUCUGUUCUGGCUUCCACUGAAAAAAAUAAAUAAAAGCCUUUGUUUUUAAAA
Corythoichthys intestinalis (scribbled pipefish) is the source of this 10193-nucleotide messenger RNA. RefSeq names its product phosphatidylinositol 3-kinase regulatory subunit alpha. Bases 3335 to 4540 code for a protein of 401 amino acids. Gene Ontology annotation, cellular component: phosphatidylinositol 3-kinase complex. Gene Ontology annotation, molecular function: protein binding; 1-phosphatidylinositol-3-kinase regulator activity. Lineage: Eukaryota; Metazoa; Chordata; Actinopteri; Syngnathiformes; Syngnathidae. The transcript is spliced from 9 exons. The record is from RefSeq and is a predicted model, not a curated record. Gene Ontology annotation, biological process: insulin receptor signaling pathway; phosphatidylinositol phosphate biosynthetic process.